Molecule: messenger RNA, 1764 nt
Organism: Salvia hispanica
Lineage: Eukaryota; Viridiplantae; Streptophyta; Magnoliopsida; Lamiales; Lamiaceae
Product: alcohol-forming fatty acyl-CoA reductase-like
Biological process (GO): suberin biosynthetic process; long-chain fatty-acyl-CoA metabolic process
Cellular component (GO): intracellular membrane-bounded organelle
Molecular function (GO): alcohol-forming very long-chain fatty acyl-CoA reductase (NADP+) activity
Source: RefSeq, a predicted model, not a curated record
AUACCCUAGCUAUAUCAUAAUUGCAUACCCCAAUUUGUAUAGAUAUUUAUAUAAGCCUUGUCAUUUUUGGCACUCCAUAGGCAAUUUGGGUUAAUCCCAACCUAAAUUAUUCAAUCAUCUUGCUUGUUCAAUGGAGUUGGGAAGCAUUCUACAAUUCCUAGAAAACAGGUCCAUUCUUGUUACUGGAGCCACUGGCUUUCUAGCAAAGAUUUUUGUUGAGAAGAUACUGAGAGUACAACCACAUGUCAAAAAACUCUAUCUUCUGUUGAGGGCUUCCGACACAAACGCAGCCAUGCUACGUUUCAGCAACGAGAUUAUAGGAAAGGAGUUAUUCAAAGUUUUGAAAGAGAAAAAUGGGGCAAAUUUGAGUAGCCUAAUUGCAGAAAAGGUUAGAGUUGUAGCUGGAGAUAUCACCUUUGAGAAUUUGGGUGUGAAGGAUUUAUCAUUGUUGGAGGAAAUGUUGACUGGAAUUGAUGUUGUGGUUAACCUAGCCGCAACCACAAACUUUGAUGAAAGAUAUGAUGUCUCACUUGGAAUAAAUACGCUUGGAGCCAGGCACGUUUUAAAUUUCUCCAAAAAAUGUAAAAAGUUGAAGAUUUUGGUACACGUAUCAACCGCUUAUGUAUCUGGUGAACGGGAGGGAUUGAUACUGGAAAACCCUUGUAUGAUGGGAGAGACGCUCAAUGGAACACGUGGACUCGAUGUUGAGGCCGAGAAGAAAUUGAUAGACGAAACACUGAAACAGCUCAAGGCUCAUAAUUAUGAUGAAGAGUACAUCAAAUCAUCAAUGAAACAUUUGGGAAUUCAAAGAGCAAGGAAGUUUGGAUGGCCAAAUACAUAUGUGUUCACGAAGGCGAUGGGAGAGAUGUUGUUGGGAGAGUUGAAAGAAAACAUACCUCUUGUAAUAAUUCGUCCCACAAUUGUUACUAGUACUUAUAAAGAGCCUUUCCCAGGUUGGGUUGAAGGGGUCAGGACUAUUGACAGCUUGGCUGUGGGAUACGGUAAAGGAAGACUGACAUGUUUUCUUGGCGACCCCACAACUGUUGUUGAUGUGAUUCCGGCAGACAUGGUGGUGAAUGCAAUAGUGGUGGCUAUGGUGGCUCAUGCCGACCAAGCAAACGAGAGCGUAUACCACGUGGGAUCAUCAGUGUCAAACCCAGUGGAGUACGCGUCGCUGCAGAGCUACGGGCUGCGGUACUUCAGUGACCAUCCAUGGAUUGACAAAGAUGGGAAGCCUAUCGUGGUCGGAAAGAUAACUGUUUUGAACACUAUGGAGAGUUUCCAGAGAUACAUGAGGCUCCAUUAUUUACUCCCUUUGAAGGGGUUGCAAAUGCUGAACACGGCUUGCUGCCAGUAUUUCCAACAGAUGUACAUAGAGAAAUACAGAAAGAUCAAGUUCGUGAUGAGGCUCAUCGACCUCUACGCACCUUACUUGUUCUUCAAAGCAUUCUAUGAUGACAUGAACACUGAGAAACUCCGAUGUGCAGCAAAAGAACUGGAGACUGAGAUGUUCUAUUUUGACCCCAAAACCAUAAAUUGGGAUGAUUAUUUCAUGAACACUCACAUUCCGGGAGUGGUCAAACGUGUCUUCAGAAACUAACCGAUUCGCAAGUAGUACAAUUUAUCUGCCAUGUACUAUCAAUUCCAAUUUUUAGUUUCUGUUAGUGUGUAUCAAGUUGGUAUUUUGUAGUCUGUCAUUUUCUUUCAGGCUACACAUGUAAACGUUGAUUGAUUUGGAAUGGAAUGGAAAAGCAUCCUUAGACA